Molecule: messenger RNA, 5202 nt
Organism: Oikopleura dioica
Lineage: Eukaryota; Metazoa; Chordata; Appendicularia; Copelata; Oikopleuridae
Source: the annotation of a GenBank genome assembly
AUGACUCUUCUUACGAGUCAGUUGAUGAAGCUCCGACAGGAUGCUUCAUCCAAUAUGGAAAUAGAUGCCCGGAAACGCGUCUCAGUCCUGUACACGCCAGAAGAAGCGGCAAAAUUGAGCUUGAGCGUCGUCCUUGAACUCGCCCAAUCGGGUCUUUCGUUCCUCUCUGAAAUCGAUGAUAAAAUUGUCGAAUAUGCGGAUGAUCUUUUCUCGCCCGGAUCUGUCGAGCUCGAGCGAAGUAUGCUCAAGCCAGAAGAUCAUAAGAUCCUAUCAGACAAGAUUCGCUUAUUUCUGGUUCAUCUUGCCCCGCAUUAUCUCAUCCGAGCAGGUCAAAAGUGUCUUGAAUGGCUCCUUGCUAGAUAUAACGUCGCAGAAGUUCAAUAUGCCGACCUUCUUUUCUCCCUGAUGCCAUAUCACUCGACAAACCUUUGGACAAAGGUUGCGUGCCAAAUCAAGUUUCAAGGCAACUGGCGCUGGUUGAAGAACUACAAGCACGAAGCGAUUCAUAGGGAUGUCAUUGUCAAAGAGUUUUCGUUGAACUUGCAGCUCUUAUCCGACUUUUACAAGAUCUUCGAGCUCGCAGCGGAUAAUGAAACUAAUCCGAUAGUUGUGUUUGGCAUUUCGAUUUCAAACCUGCUUGCUACAAAGCCAAAAGAAAGUGUCCUCGCUGUACUCGUUCAAAGCGUUAUGAAAGGUUUCCAAUCUGACAAAGUCGCACUUAGAGCUCAUGCGAUCACCACCAUGGCUAGUCUUACUCUUCAAACAACGAGUUCUGCUUUGCUCGACGAGUCUUUGGCUAAGAAAAUAUUGAAGAUUUCACUGAAGGAUGGAUGUCCUCUAAACCUCGAAGCUUUCAACUCUGUUUCUCUUGUCGCUCAUUGCUCAGAAAUUGAAAGUUUGCCAUCGAAAUUUUUCACCCGCACGAUGAAGUACAUUGCUGAAGGUUCUAUGCUUCCUCAAAUUUCCAAAAGCUCAGCGAAAGUCUUUCUUCUCCUCUUGAACCAAGCAACUCCCCUUGCUCUUGAAGAAGAUCAAUCAGCUUUGGCGACUGUCGAGUACAUCUUGCAUCAGCAAAGUUCGCAUAUAGAUAUUUCAAGCGCUUUGGAAUUUGUCGUUGCGUCUGAUUCCGAUAGUAAGGGAGCGUUAUUGGCGUUGUUCAGACGCUCUUGUAACGCUGACCUUCUUCCGAAGAUCAUGAAUGUUUUGACAAUUGAAGAUACAAGUAAACUUCCUGCGGAAGUACUCAUCCAACACCCUGAAAAGAAGAUAAGAAUGAAUGCGCUCUCAAAGCUUGAAAAAGUCCCUGAAAACGAAAAUCUUCUGCGCUCUUUCAUCGACGGAGAAAAUGAAAGCGAUUUGGUCACUCUUGCGUUUGAAAAAAUCGAACUCAGCAAACGACACGUUCCUUUCGUUUGUAACCAAGCGUUGAGGUUAAACAAGCCAGAUUUACUUGAAACGUGUGCGGCGCUAGAAGAUUUGCAAAACUUUGAAAAAUACAAGUUGCUCGCCUACUCGAUGGCAUUGGGAAAUGAAGAGUCUGUUUCGAAAUCUCUCGGAGGUUCUCGAGUCGCAAACUGUAGCUUCGUCGACUUUGAUGAGCUCAUAAAAAUCAUGGAAACGGACAAAUUGGGAGAUGCCUUGAAAGCAAUUUCCAAGGAUGUAGCACGGACAGAAACGAAUCAAGUCGAUAAACGAUCGUUUAUCGGCGAGUUGUUUGGAAUUAAGCUGCCGAUUCAUAUUACCGACAAGUUCGCUUUCUUCGCCCUUUCUUGUCCAAAUCUUCUUGGAAAUUUUAUCAACGAGCAUUUGCCCAAGAAUGUGGAGCUCGAAGUCUCAAACAAGGUAACUGCCGGUCGAUUUUUCGCGCGUCUUGCGUUCCGGCAUACAGAAGGAGUCGGCCCUGCUCUCAUGGUCAUCAAACUCUUAGGAUCCACAGAAGAGUAUUGUCCGGUGAUUGAGCUUUUGGCCCUACUUGGAAUGUCCAAUACUGAGGAUUCAACAAGAUCACUUGCUUUCGAAAUUUUCGAGGGCAUCCAGGCAUCUCGUGAUUCGGAAGAUAAAGUCGCAAAGAAAAUCAUUAAAAAGAAAGGAGAAAUCCUCUCUGAUGGCAAGCAGCUAAAGCAAGUUCUUGGUCGAAUAGUCGAAAAACAAGGAGCUGAGAACUGGUCUCUUUUACACGGUCAACUUUCUCGAUUUGGUUUGCCGAAGCUUCUUGAGCUCUGUUCUGCCAAUCUCGCGGAUUAUGUCGUCCCUGCUUUUAUUGAAAAACGAUCUCUUGAUACAAGCCAUGCUUACUUCACCUCAUUAUUUGCGCUGAUGCAAAACAUGACAACCGACAUUUCCAACAACACUGUCGACGCUAUCGAUAAUCAACUAUCUUCCGGUCUUCUCAGUGGUCAAAACACUUCUGAGUUGCUUGUUGCCUUGUCAGGAAAAGCGUUUUCCUCGAAACAGAAGCAAAUAUCUCUGGCUAAGAAGCUCCUCUCGAUUGCGCAUGAAAGUGCGCAGACAAAUUCUGGCAUUUCGGAAGCGACUGUCGGCUAUUUGAAAAAUUUGCCUUCAGCAGUCAUCAAAAGCAUUCUUGCUGGCUGCCGCAAAACUAACGAAAAGACCAGUUUAACAAGAGCAAAGAAAGCUAAGAAAGACCAGCCUGAAUUCACUCUUGAAUUUGUACUCUUCGUAAUUGAGCGAUUGAGCUCAUUCGACCAACUUGCUAAUGAGAUCAACGACAUUUUCGAAGACUCGCUGGGCAACGAAGGCAACACAGAAAACAUGAUUCAAACGCGUGUUGUUGGCCUAGCUGCUUCAACGAAAUUCGACAAGCUUAGGCCCGAAUUGCUCGUUGAAGUUACACCCGACAAGGUGCUUCAAAGCUUGAUGUCUGUUUUCACUUUCAUGGGCGCCGGGUUGCUCCCACGAGCUGACGAUCGCUAUUCCUUCCAUUCGAUUCAAGAAACCAUCAAAUGCGUAGUCCCACCACUUUUGAAAGCUUCGGGAAAACGUAAUCAACUUGGAAAUAUUCUUGACGUUUUCUGCACGGCACUUCCUCAUGUUCCUGUUCAUCGACAAGGAGCUGUUUUUGAGUCUCUAAUUAUCAGAUGCGAUCCAGAAAAGGCCCUCUGGUUGACUCUUGUUCAGCUAGCCGUUAAACACGUGAAAAAUUUCAACGGAGAAGGAAAAGACGAAUCCAUAUUGGAUCCCUCUGUUUACACAGAACUCAUGUCUCUUUUGGUCAAGCGAUUUCCCGUUGAAGUUGUUCUCCAGGCUGCAGUUGAAAUACUUUCGUUCUUGAAGGAAACUGGCUUCGAUGCUUCUGAUGAACUUGAUUUGAAAAUGAAUACUAAACUCACUGGUGGACGAGUUAUGCAGGUCAAUUUCUAUUUAGUCUCUUUCCUCAACAGAUUGUUUGGAUCAAUGGACUUCCUUCAUACACAACUAGCGCAGAUCACUGAUGUCGAGCAAGAAUCAAUCGUUCAAAUUUACAGAGAGCUUCUUGAGAAGUCCUUUGCUUACACGGAAACAGUACAGCCACGACAGAGCGAAAAAACCUUCAAGGGUCUGGCGUCGAAGGUCAACGGAAUUAUUGAGAAGAUUCUUGGUCUUCUACCUAGCGUUGAGUUCGCCCAGUGCGUAACAGGACUCCUUAUGAAUUCUCUAAAAACAUCAACUGACUGGUUGACUCUUCAAUCGCUCGAAGUUCUCUGUACUCGCCUGAGACGCAGUGAUGCUGAUGAAACGGAGACACUUAUCGAAGCUGGUAUUCUGGAACACUUGGCGAAAGUCUUCGAAAAUGAGUCCAUCACAUGUAUCAAUCUCGCCGCAAAGUCUGUUAAAUUGCUAGCGAAGCUUUCUGGAGAGCAUCAACUCAAAAAAUUCAAAGGAUUGAUGCCUUCGCUGAAGAAGCUUUUGACUGCGUCUGAUAAGUGCCAUAUUGGAAUGAAAGAUAGCGCUUUCGGACCCGUUGUUCUCUGCUGCGCUGUUCUUUUGGCAAGAUUGAAAGUUCAGGCACUGGGGCAUUUGAACUGGACUAUUGAAUCAAUCAUCGCGGGUAUCACGAAGGCUGACUCUGAAACGCUCAAAAUUAUUACCGUUGCAUCGCUUGGAAAAAUUUUGUCGGAAAUGAGUGGGUUCGUAUCCCCACACUUGCCAAUGAUUUUGACGGCACUCAGCCAGUUUUCACUAAAGAACGAUUCUGAAUUGGAACGACGAGUUGCUAUUUGCAUCAAAGAACUUGGCGGCUUUCCUUCCAGAGUUCUUCUUCCUGAGAUCGCCUCUGUUUACUCGACUUUGGACGGCAGCUCUGUUGUGACUCUCCUAGCGAUUGUCGAAAAGCACAUUGAUAGUUUGGAAAAAGGAGCUGCUGUUAGACAACAGUCAGUUUUCCAGGACUUUUUCUUGCGUGCUCUGGCUUUCAGAGAGGAACAUCCGGACAUCGAUGCUGCUUCUGCUACUGAAAUUGAAACUGCAACUUGUAACGCAAUGGUGCAGUUGGCUCUUCGACUUCCUGAAGCUUCUUUGAGACCUUUCUUGUUCAAGACAUUCAACUGGGCGGCAAAUGAAGGGGGUGGAGCUGCUCGGCUAUUCCCACUUUACAUACUUUAUGGGAAGAUGACUGAGGUCAUGAAGUCAAUGUUCCUCAUCUUUACAGGAUCACUUACACCGCACUUUAUUGAUAUUUUGCCCAAGAUCACGGACAGAAGCAAUGCAUUUACGAAUUCUGCACCGCUGAAGACCGAAUUACUCCGACGAAUGCUACAAGUUCUCUCGCUCAUUUUCGUGAAUGACACUGGAGAGUUUUUGGAUGAAAGCGCGAUCAAUGAUCUUAUUCCAUUACUGAUUGACUUGUUGGAACACAAUGAGCUUGCUGAUUACGACUCUUUCUGCAAGAAAGAUUUGAUUCCUUGUAUUUCCCAUGCCGCGACUGCAAUCAGCGAUGAUGCUCUCUGGCGGCCUUUGAACUAUCGAUUGCUUUUGAAAACGAGAAAUGAGAAUGCCGAAGUUCGUCUCGCAGCUUUGGAUUGCCUUGACGACCUGAUUGACAAGCUCGGAGAUGAUUGCCAGACUCUGCUUCAAGAAUCUGCACCGCAGUUCUUCUCUGAGCUGCUGGAGGAUGACGAUGAACGAGUAGAAAAGAAGAUGCAGGAGACCAUCGCCAAACUUGAACAAGUCUUCGGCGAAAGCGUCCAAUCUUACUUUACAUAA